Molecule: messenger RNA, 3450 nt
Organism: Verticillium alfalfae VaMs.102
Lineage: Eukaryota; Fungi; Ascomycota; Sordariomycetes; Glomerellales; Plectosphaerellaceae
Product: ribosome biogenesis protein BMS1
Exons: 4
Coding region: 1-3450 (1149 amino acids)
Biological process (GO): ribosome biogenesis; endonucleolytic cleavage of tricistronic rRNA transcript (SSU-rRNA, 5.8S rRNA, LSU-rRNA); maturation of SSU-rRNA from tricistronic rRNA transcript (SSU-rRNA, 5.8S rRNA, LSU-rRNA)
Cellular component (GO): nucleus; 90S preribosome
Molecular function (GO): GTP binding; GTPase activity; U3 snoRNA binding
Source: RefSeq, a predicted model, not a curated record
AUGGAGCAACAAGUACACAAGCCUCACAGGAAGGCCAAGGAGAAGAAGCAGCACACCGGUGAUCGCAACCCGAAGGCUUUCGCAUUCAACGCUCCCGGUAAACUUGCGCGGCAAGCUGCUCGAUCCUCCGAUAUUAAAGAAAAGCGCUUCCACGUUCCCCUCGUCGACCGACUUCCCGAUGAAGCCCCUCCGCGAAUCGUUACCAUUGUCGGCCCUCCCGGCGUCGGCAAGACGACGCUGAUGAAAAGUCUGAUCCGGCGAUAUGCGAAGGAAUCGAUCUCUGACCCGCAGGGUCCCGUUACUGUUGUCACUUCGAAGAAACAGCGUUUGACGUUUGUCGAAUGUCCGAACGAACUCGAGGCCAUGGUCGAUAUGGCCAAGGUCGCAGAUGUGGUGCUCCUCAUGAUCGACGGCAACUUUGGUUUCGAGAUGGAGACGAUGGAGUUCCUCAACGUUCUUGCAGCCACAGGCAUGCCCGGCAACGUCUUCGGUAUUCUUACACACUUGGAUCUCUUCCGCAAGCCGCAGGCGCUAAGAGAUGCCAAGAGGAGACUGAAGCGCAGGCUUUGGAGCGAGCUGUACCAAGGCGCACAUCUCUUCUACCUCUCCGGUGUUCUCAACGGCCGCUACCCCGAUCGCGAAAUCCACAAUCUGUCCCGAUACCUAUCUGUCAUGAAGAACCCUCGACCCUUGAUCUGGAGGAACACGCACCCCUUCAGCGUUAUCGACAGCUACAGAGACAUCACCCACCCCACCAAAAUUGAAGAGGACCCUAAGUGCGAUCGCUCCGUCGUCCUGUCUGGAUAUCUGCGAGGAACCAACUUUGCAGCCCAAGGCCAGCGCGUCCACAUUCCCGGCUUGGGCGAUUUUUCAAUUGCCAACAUGGAGGUCUUGCCGGAUCCAUGCCCAACCCCCGCAAUGGAGCAGGCUAUCGCCAAAAUCACUGGUAAAACCACGAGACGAAGGCUUGAUGAGAAGGACAAGAAGGUGCACGCUCCCAUGUCAGACCGAAGUGGCCUCAGGAUAGAUGGCGAUGCCAUCUGGAUUACGAGAGAAAAGGGAUUCACUUUCGACAAGGACGCGGACGUCGAGCGCGGUGAGGGCGAGGAGCUCAUUGUUGGAUUGCAGGCCGAGAGAAAGCUCCUAGGUCAAACUGAGGAGGGUGUGCAGCUCUUCAAGGGUGGCGACCAGGUCAAGGCUGUAGAGGAGGAGGAGGAAGAAGAAGAAGAAGAAGACACCGGCCGCAAGACUCAGCGGAAGGCUCGGUUUGCAGAUCGUGAUGAGGGCUCUGAUGAGGAGGUCCCAGAUGAUGAGGGGUUUGUUAGUGGCGAAGACGAGGGCGAUUCCGAAGUUGAAACCGAAUUCGACGAGGGAAAACUCGGCAAAAUGUUCAAGCAGGAUGCCGACAAGAAAGCCACUGACGACGAUCUGGCCUUUGCGGACAGCGACUCUGAUCUCGGCUCUCUGUCCGGAUCUGAUGAGGGCUCCGAAGACGAAUUCGACGAGGAUGAGGAGGGCGAUUUCGACGAUGAGGACAUGGAGGAUAUGGAUUCCGACGAAGAGGCUGCGGCGCUCAAGUGGAAAGAGAACAUGUCUUCUCGUGCGAAGAAACUCCACGGCAAGAAGCGCUCAUACCACACGCCGGAUCUCGCAAGAUUCAUGUACGACGACUCCAUGACACCCGAACAGGUGCUGAAGAGGUGGCGAGGUGAUGAUGAUGGCGAGGAAGAGGACAUUGAGGCUUCCGACGAUGAGGACUUUUUCAAGAAGACGGCACAGGAGAAAGAAGACAACGCCGAGGACCGCUCGAUACCCCUGUACGACUACGAGGACCUGGCCGCGAAGUGGUCCGUGGAGAAGAAUGUGGAGGCACUGAGGCAACGAUUCACUUCGGCCAAGCUGUCGAGGGAGGACGGUGAAAGUGGCGAAGAAGACGAAGAAUUCGACGGCAUCGACGACGAUGAGGAUGACGAAGGCGAUGGUGUUUUCGAGGAUCUCGAGAAUGCCGAAGAAGGUCAAGGCGUCCAAGCCCCUGCUGAAGAGCCCGAGUCCCUAGAGGAUGAGCGAGCCAAAAACGCACGGCGUAAAGAGGAGCUCAAACUUCGAUUCGAAGAGGAAGAUCGGGAAGGCUUCAUGAACGACAAAGCGAAGGCCAGACGUGAAGGUGGCGAGACUGAAGAGUUUGGCGAAGACGACUGGUAUGAUGCACAGAAGGCUAUGAUCCAGAAGCAACUGGAUAUCAACAAGGCCGAGUUCGAGGAACUUGACGAGCGUCAAAGAAGUGCAGUGGAGGGCUACAAGGCUGGUAGAUACGCCAAGCUCGUCAUCGAGGGCGUUCCAGCCGAGUUUGUUGAAAAGUUCUCGGCAAAGACACCCUUGAUCCUUGGCGGUCUUUCUGCCACAGAAGAUCGAUUCGGCUACGUCCAGGUCAGGAUGAAGAAGCACCGGUGGCACAAGAAGAUCCUGAAGACGAACGAUCCAUUGAUCUUCUCUCUGGGAUGGCGUCGGUUCCAGACGAUGCCUAUCUACAGCACAACGGACUCGCGGACGAGGAAUCGUAUGCUCAAGUACACACCCGAACAUAUGCACUGCUUCGCGACAGUGUACGCUCCCUUGAUCGCGCCCAACACUGGCUUUGUAUGCUUCAACUCCUUCUCCUCUGAAAACCCGGGCUUCAGGAUAGCAGCAACAGGCACAGUGCUCAGCGUUGACGAGUCCACCGAAAUUGUCAAGAAGCUCAAGCUCACUGGUACACCCGACAAGAUCCACAAGAAUACUGCUUUCAUCAAGGGAAUGUUCAACUCAUCUCUCGAGAUCGCCAAGUUUGAAGGUGCUUCGAUCAAGACUGUUUCCGGCAUUCGAGGACAGAUCAAGCGCGCACUCUCGAAACCCGAGGGAAACUUCCGUGCAACCUUUGAAGACAAGAUUCUCUACAGCGACAUCAUUUUCCUUCGCGCCUGGUACCCUAUUAAGCCCCAUCGCUUUUACAACCCAGUUACGAACAUGAUCGGCUGGCAGGGCAUGCGUCUGACAGGAGAGGUUCGCCGCGAUCAGAGCAUCGCCACGCCGCAGCUCAAGAACAGCCAGUACCGCAAGAUUGAGCGCCAGACCCGCCACUUCAACCCCCUCCGGGUGCCACGUGCCCUUGCUGCCGAACUGCCUUUCAAAUCACAGAUCGUGCAGACGAAGAAGCAGAAGAAGGAGACGUCCAGGAGAAGCGGGGCCAUUCUUUCCCCGGGGGGGGGGAAAACGCCCCCCAAACUCUUGACGGAGCUUCUUGCGCCUUUUUCGAAAAAAAAAAGCGCGCCGCAUACCGCAAAAAGAUUGCGGAUGGCGAGGCGAAGUAAAGAGGAAAGGGAGAAGAAGGAGAGCAAGGAGUUCUGGCGGAAAGAGGGAAGAAAGAGGCAGUCUGUUGACGACUCGGGGGCCUCCAGGAAACGUAGAAAGUAG